Molecule: messenger RNA, 2557 nt
Organism: Synchiropus splendidus (mandarinfish)
Lineage: Eukaryota; Metazoa; Chordata; Actinopteri; Syngnathiformes; Callionymidae
Product: cholesterol 24-hydroxylase-like
Exons: 15
Coding region: 139-1659 (506 amino acids)
Biological process (GO): cholesterol catabolic process
Molecular function (GO): cholesterol 24-hydroxylase activity; heme binding; iron ion binding
Source: RefSeq, a predicted model, not a curated record
UUGGCGCUUGCACUGACUUUGAGCGCGGCCAUGUGAUCUGAACUGCACUGAAAAGAAUCGACCAAUCGCUGUAAGGAGGUGAAAGAGAAUAUAACUCUGCUGCAAAGCGGAAGCUCGGUGGAGACUUCACAUCGAAACAUGACGCUCAUCGGUGCUCUUUUGACCUGGAUUCCGUCCAUUCUACUGCUUCUCCUGGCUGUGGCCUUCUUGGCUUUCCUUGGUUUCUGCCUGUACAUCCACUACCUUCACGCCAAGUACGACCACAUCCCCGGACCUCCGAGGGACAGCUUCCUCUUCGGACAUGGACCUUCUCUUCUGAAGCUCAUGCAGAAUGAGGAGAUGGUCCACGACGCCUUUUUGCAAUGGUCUGAAACCUAUGGACCUGUGUACAGGCUCAAUCUGCUGCAUUUGACAUUUAUACUCACCACCUGCCCUGAAGCCACCAAGGAAAUUCUAAUGAACCCCAAAUUCCUCAAGGAGAAACAGAUGCACGACAGACUUUUCUACUUGUUUGGUGUGAGAUUCUUCGGCAAUGGACUGGUUUCAGUGAGGGACCACGACAUUUGGUAUAAACAGCGACGCAUCAUGGACCCGGCAUUUAGCAGCUUGUACCUGAGAGGACUCAUGGGCACCUUCAAUGAGCGAGCUGAGAAACUGAUGCUCAAGCUCAAUGAAAUCGCUGACAGCGAGUCCGAGGCCGGAAUGCUGCACCUUUUCAACCAGGUCACGCUGGAUGUUAUAGCAAAGGCUGCGUUUGGUGUGGAUCUCGACCUGCAAGGCGACACGCCUUUCCCCGCUGCGAUUGAAAUGGUUCUGAAAGGGAUGAUUUUCUAUAUCAGAGACCUUUUUUUCACGUACAAACCAAAGAACAGACCCUUCAUGAGGAAAGUGAGGGAAGCGUGUCACCUUCUGCGCACAACAGGAGCUCAGUGGAUCAAUGCACGGAAGACGGCCAUGCGAAACGGCGAAGACGUUCCGAAGGACAUUCUCACUCAGAUCAUCAAGUCUGCGGGAAAAGAGGAGAACACAACCAAGGAAGAUGAUGAGUUUAUGUUGGAUAAUUUUGUGACGUUCUUCAUUGCGGGGCAGGAAACUACCGCCAACCAAUUGGCUUUUUGUGUCAUGGAAUUGGCGAGACAUCCUGAAAUCCUGGAGAAAGUGAGAAGGGAGGUGGAUGAUGUCAUUGGGAUGAAACAGGAGAUAAGCCCCGAUGACCUUGGGAAGCUGGUCUACCUUUCACAGGUGCUGAAGGAGGUUCUCCGGCUGUACCCGACUGCUCCAGGCACGUCUCGAGACAUACAUCAAGAUAUCGUCAUCAACGGGAUUACUAUUCCUGCAGGGGCCGCUGUUUUUUUCAGCUCUUACGUGACCAGCAGAAUGGACAAGUUCUUCAAGGAUCCGCUGGUGUUUGACCCAGAUCGCUUUCACCCAGACGCCCCGAAGCCUUACUACUGCUACUACCCCUUCUCUCUGGGAGCACGCGCCUGCCUCGGGAAGACUUUUGCGCAGAUGGAAGCCAAAGUGGUGAUGGCCAAGCUGCUGCAGAGGUUUGACUUCACUCUGACUCCAGGGCAAAGUUUUGACAUCCUGGACACCGGAACGCUGAGGCCAAAGAGCGGAGUCAUGUGCUUGAUCAAACAUAGAAAUCUCAGCAUGUGACACAUCGGAUCUAACCAGAAAGCUUCACGCCGAAUCUUUGCAGACGGAAAUUCAAUCUUUUACUCAAGUUAUCUUAUAGCUUUGCAUUUACUUAAAAAUACUUUUGACUACUUACUACGUAUCUGCAUAUAUCACAUCAUUUUUUAACAAUCCUAGAAUCCAGAAGUGUAAUGAAAAGUACCCUGAUGCGCUCCUUUAAAAUGCCAGUCUGAGACAUUUAUCUUGAACCGCUGAUCACGACUUGACGUCUCUUCCCUGACCACGGCUACUGUUUUGCGAUUCGUCAGAACCCUUAUCGCUCGCAGUUCUUCCAGAAACAAACUGAAAUGAAGUUUGGAGAUAUUUCCCGGAAGACUCUGUUCGUUUGUUUGUUAUUUUCUUAUUUUUUAAAAUCAUUUCUGUAUGUAUUUUUGUGUUUUAUUUUGUUCUUGGAUAGGUAUGUUAUGACAUUCUAUAACAUAAUAAAGAAAUACUACUUGACUGCAGCUGAUGUACAUUGUAAAAUAAAUAAAGACAGACCUCUUUGGUCUUGUUCACAGAUAUCAUCAUGGAUCAGCUGCCCAUCUCCAUCAUUUUGUCAUUGUGGAGGUCAAGUUUUGACUUGGAGUUUCAAAGUAAAAGCACAGGUUACAAAAAUAAAAGCAUUCACAGUUUAAUGAUUUCCACAUUUGGUGUCUGGUCCAGUCCAGCAGAAAGGUCAGCUUCAUUGUACAGUUUCUUAAAUGAUUUCCAGUUGUUGCAGACUCCCAGAGCUCUCUGUUCCGCUGUGGCCACCCAUGUUAACAAUCGACAUGUCUAAUGUUUCAUCUGUCUAUCGUUCCAUAAUCACAAGAAAUGAUUCAUCGUGAGAAGAAGGAACCACUGUCCCCCCUGUCCUCCCCCUGUCACAAUGUGUCCA